AUGCACAGGCACGUCUGUGAGGUGCUGCAGGACCUGUGUGCUCUGCAUGCGAAGGUGAGGCAGGUGCUGUCUUUUGUUUCUAGCUCUGAUUAUCUGACAUCAGCUGAAAUGACUGAAGUGAUGAUGAACACCCCAGCUAUGGAUGAGAUUGGGCUAAGCACCCGCAAGGAUGGUCUGUCGUACCAGAUCUUCCCUGAUCCCUCAGACUUUGACUGUUACUGUAAGCUGAAGGACCGCCUGCCCUCCAUCGUGGUGGAGCCAACAGAGGGUGAUGUAGAGAGUGGUGAGCUGAGAUGGCCCCCUGAAGAGUUCCUCGUGCAGGAAGAUGAGGAAGAAAACUGCGAAGAUGCAAAGGACAAGGAGCAAUAA
Molecule: messenger RNA, 369 nt
Organism: Chaetura pelagica (chimney swift)
Lineage: Eukaryota; Metazoa; Chordata; Aves; Apodiformes; Apodidae
Gene: LBH
Product: limb bud and heart development
Exons: 3
Coding region: 1-369 (122 amino acids)
Biological process (GO): positive regulation of DNA-templated transcription
Cellular component (GO): nucleus
Source: RefSeq, a predicted model, not a curated record